AUGAUUCUAAAGAAAAAAACACCCCAGAAGGAAAUUAAGAUAAAAAGUCCUGAAAAGGGUCGAAUUUCCAUUGGGUACUCGAAGAGAAAAGACAAAUUUAAGUGCUUUCUUUGCGAUGAAAUAGGUUCUGGUAGUAGCUUUGAAGAGCAUGUGAUGCAACAUCUUCUGUGGAAACCAUACAAGUGCCUUUACUGUUCACAGUACUUUAUUACUCGGUCUGAUAUUGGAAGGCAUGUGUCAGAGAGUCAUGAUGGGAAGCAGCUUAGGUGUGGUUUGAGGGCAAUCAAGAAAGCUAAAGACUGUAUGCGGGAAGCCCAAAGGAAGGGAACAUGUGUUUAUUUUGCUGAUAAAUUGAAUGGUAUGUACUGGUCUUGUAAAAAGAAGAAAAUGGAGGAUGAUGCAACGUUGGAGAAUGAAAAGGCAGGAGAAGGAACCAGUGACAUGUCACCACAGGGGUCUGAGGAAUCUGGUCAGGGUGCAAAGCAGAUGGCAGGGAGUGGUGUUGAUCUACAUCAGGCAGUAGAAAGUAACCAGACUGACGUCAAUCAGAGAAGUAAUGAAAGUGUCCUGGACCAAAGAAAUGUCAUACAGCCUAGAUCGAGCGACUUUCAUGCAAUACAGAGCUCAUCAGACACUGCAAAGGUUAAUCAAGAAGAAAUGAGGAACAGUACACCUGAGGCUGUCCUUACACCGCAGUCAGUGAAACCAGUUGAAGAUUAUUCCAUAUCAGUUACAUCAAGUCUAGGAACAGUAUCAGCAACAGCUACAUCUGCAGUCUCAUCGACAGCAGUCCGUCCUGUAGCUACAGCCACAAUCACAGCACAAGGCCAAGCACCAAGUGAAGGACAAGCCCAAGUGAGUGUUCAACCUAUAACUGGUCCAGUUCCAAAUGUAUUUCCAAGUAUUAUGCCAGGAACAAUAUCUCCACAGAGUAGGAAUAUUCGGGUUGUACAGACUACAGGUUUAACCGUACCUCCAGUGCCAUUGUUUCUUAAUGCUGUUAGUGGUGGAGUCAUGACACCUGUUGUGUCAAAUCCUUCAAAUACACGAUUCUCCUCAGUAUUAACAUCUCCACCACAAAACUCAGUAGUGGGACAGCUAACACUGUCACCACCAAAGAUUAUGCCCCAGACGCAUAUUAUAACAUCUAACCCAAAUCAGAUUAUUAUUGGGAAUCAGGCCACUGUGCCAGUGAAUCAGCAACCAAACAUGCAGCCAAUUUUCAUACCAGUGUCACUGAACAACGUAAACAUGAAUGUAAACCCUAUGGGUGUGACCUCAGUUGCUGUCUGUCCCACAGUAUCGUCAACAGGAGAAAAUUCAAAAAGAGAAAUCAAACCUGUCAAAAGUAAAGGAAGCCCAGAUAAGAAUCCCAAACCUAAGGAUAAACAGCUGAAAUUCCAUGAUACAACUCAAACUUUUAUGAGUCCAAGUGCAAGUGCUAAUAUUGCAAUAUUACCAAAGCUUCCUGCACCUGUUUUGACGUCAUUUCUUGUUCCAUCACAGCAGACCCUAUCAGGCACUCCUCAGGUUUUGAAUCCAACUGCAGCCCCUGGAUUUAUUCCACAAAAUGUAUCAUUUGUCAAUCCCAACUGUCAGCUGCUUGUCUUUCAGAAAGCAGGAUAUGGAAAUUUAAUGGAGGUACCAUCAGUAAAUCAAAAAGCUCCCACCAAGACCCAAACCUUCAACAGUCCAAAUAAUCCGAAGCCAUCAGAAGUACAACAUACAGUUACCUCCAAGAAUAUCCCGGCAAGUGAAGGUCAGAAACACACUCUGGCAACAGAAAGCUUUCUGUAUAAGCCACAGUCUUUGGAACCAUCUAAGCAAGUAUGUGUACUGUUUACAGUAGGUUUGGUUAAUGGAACGUAUGCCUGUGCCAUGUGUCGGGGCAGAUUUAAGCACGAAGACAGCUUCCGAGCACAUCUGUGGAAUCACAUCCAUGAUGUUAAUUUGCCCUGCCCAGACUGUAAAAUGUGUAAUAUGAACGGAUUGAAGACUAUUACAUGUGCAAAAACAGAAGGCUACAUAGAUAAACUUAAGAAUGGCUUGGUAGGCAUGUCAGCAUAUCUGGAAAUCAAGGGGUAUAGAACUGUAUCAAAUGCUACUGAUUCUCAACAUUCAAACCCUCCAAAUGAGACAAAUACAGCACAGAAGAACCCAGUGGAUAAAUCAAAACUGAGUCCACCUAUAAUAGACAUUUCUUCAGAAGUAGUUUCAAGGGACCCAGUACAAAAAACAAUAACACUUGAAUCAAGACUGAAAGGAUCAGCUCCAACAGUCCAUGGAAGCGAAGUAAUUCCUAAAACUGUUGUGGAGGAACAGUCUGUUACUUUGGAAUCUGGGGAUCCUUCUAAUGCUGGUAAAGCCAGUUGUGCAGAGGAACCUUCAUUAAAGGAACUACACCCCAACAACGAAAAAUCCAAAGCAACACCAGAUCUGACCAGUAUCAAGGUUACAUCAGGAACCGUGUCCUCAGUGGAUGCUCAUAAUACAGAAGAACAUCUGACUUCAAGAACACCUAUUCAGGAUAGUGAUCAAAGAAGUAAAGAUGUUGCUAAACCAGUUUCAUCUGUUGAGGGAGGUCACACUUCUAGUGAUGCCAAGGAUUCACAAAGAUUGGUUAAAAGAUCAGAAACAGAUCUGAACAGUAACACACCAUCUCCUGUCAAAGCAGCGACAACAUGGACGUUUUAUGUUUGUGGAGCACAAUGUGGAUACUCUUCGUUAUAUCCCCAAGAAUUGAAGAAACAUGUUGGCGAAUGUAACCAGCCAGGUUCACUCUUGUGUUCCCAUUGUCAGUAUUCUAGUGAUGGUCCUGACAGCUUGCUACGUCAUCUAGUGAAGCAUUAUGUAGGUCAUGCUCCUGGGGUAGCUGUGCACACGUGUUCAGUCUCUGGCUGCAGAUUCACAACCAAUAUCUUGCAGGGCUAUUACCAGCAUUUGGCAACCUAUCAUACUGAUGUCAAGGAAUAUGAGUGUAACUACUGCAAGGAUCCAUUUUCUGAUCUUGUGUCUUUCAUGAAACAUCUGCAAGAAAACGUACUUCACAUAGUGAGUUGCAGAUAUUGCAAUGCUAGAGAUUGUGCCAAGACUGUGCUGGUCCGUCACAUCAUGGAAUCUCAUCCCGGAAAAAGCAGAAUGACAAACAUGUUGAAACACCUUGUGUGCAGGGACAGGAAAGAUAAUCGUUUAAAUGCCCUGUCAGUAUCUUCAGCAAGUUCUACAUCUCCACCACCAGUAUCUUCAGCAAGUUCUACAUCUCCACCACCAGUAUCUUCAGCAAGUUCUACAUCUCCACCACCAGUAUCUUCAGCAAGAUCUACAUCUGCACUACCAGUUGAUGCUUCAACAUCUGCUUCUGAUGGUGCUUCUGCAGUGUUGGGAGAUGAUGGUCCAGUAGAUCAAAACAUUGUCCUUGAGAUUGACAGAGCUGCUUCACCAGCAUCACCUGAAAAUACAGAUGCACACCUCUCCUGUAAUGAACCAGGUGAUCAAACCAGUUUGGGUGGUUCUCUAGAUACUUCUCUAGAUCCUGUUUUGGGAUGUCAUUUAUGCACAUACGUUGGUCUAAAUAGACAUGACUUGAACACUCACAUUGCUAAGCAUGAUAAGAAAGCCGACAAAGUGGCAUCAUCGUUUCCAUGCACAGAGUGCCCUGAGGUAUUUAGCUUUCUGUCAAAUUUUGAGAUACAUUUAAGAAAACACAGCAAGUUAUUGACCUACAAUCUCUAUGUAUGUUCAGUUUGCAAAUUUGAAAUGGGCAGCAAUGAUGAAAUGUUGAAUCAUAUGGCAAAUAUUCACAAGCUAACUGGUAAGGCACAACUGCAGUUUAGUCGUACUCUGAAAGUGUCCAAGACAGAAGUAUUGAACUGCUCCUCAUGCCCUUUCCAAUGUUUAGGCCAAGAUGUUCUUGAUAAACACAGGCAGAGGUGCCAUCUGUCUGGCACCAACAAGAUCCCAAAUCAGAUAUCGGAUGCGUCCACAAAUGAAGAUCCCUCUCCAGCAAGUAACAAAGGUGCUGAGGAUGGUGGAAAGCAUGUUGGCAACACCAACACAGAAAAAGUUAAGGGUAACCUUAAGAUGACGAUUCCCGACAGCAGUGUUUUCAUUAGUCCAGUCAGAUGCAUUGCAUGCAACCAUUCCUCAGUGUACAAAACCAAUAUUCAACGGCAUAUUGCUAAAGACCAUCCUGAAAUAGAGAUUGUCGUUGAGACUGGAAAAAUAGGAAGUCCUGUGAAAAAAGUCAUGACAGAUGCAGCUCCAAAGAAGGAGGAACAGAAUGAUACAAGACUCCAACUUGGGAGUCCGCUACUGGACACUGAACUUGAGUGGUUAUAUGAGUGUCAUGGAUCAUCCUAUCGCUGUAUGAUGUGCUUGAAGUAUUUAUACAAGAAGAAUUACCUUCAUGGCCACAUCCUGGACCAUUUAGACAUUUCUUUAUGGAAAUGUAAGGAGUGUGAUUUCAAGAGCUCUCGAAGGAACACUGUGAAGGAUCACAUGAUUGAUGUCCAUGACAAAAAGUGUCACACAGAAGAAAUCAUUCCAGUUGUGGAUGAAGUAAGGCCAAAGAUUUUCAAGGUUCUUGGGAAGCUCAUCCAGGAUGACCAGGUCGUCACUGACGUCAAGCCGUUUUUGGGUACAAAGGAAUUAGAUGACAAGCUGAAGAGCAAGUAUAAAGUUAUUGGAAAGAAGAAGAUCUGCAGAAGAUGUGAAACAGAACACCAGUCACUUUACUCUAUGCAUAGCCACAUAUUGAGGAGGCACUUUGGUCUGCAGCUGUUCAAAUGCUCUUACUGUGACUUUUCAGGGCUUGAAAGAUAUUCUGUGGCCAAACACUGCAAAGGAAAGCAUCCUGAGAAUGAAUUAACAGUUCGAUAUCUUCACAACAGUAUUAAAGAUCUCUUAUCAGAAGAGGGUAAAAAGGGACCUGAAAGAUCCCAUCUGAGUACCACAAAGUCAUCAAGCCCUGAUCAUUCGUCGUCCUACAAGAGACAAACAGAGUUGAGGGUUGGAAGUGACAUGCUGGAUCAGAAAUUACAGCCACUGUAUGACGUCAGAAUGGGAAGAACAAGGAAACUUAUUUGCAAAAGCUGCAAAGCUGAUUACCCAAGCAAAUACUCUCUUCAUUGUCAUCUUCUCAAACAUUUGAAGAUCAAUCUUGUUGCUUGCCCACAUUGUAAUUUUGAACUUUUGGAACAGAGCAAAAUGGGCGCACACAUCAAAGUAGUGCACCCAGGCAGUCAUGUCUAUUUCAAGUUCCUUGAUGUGGACAUCGAGUCUGCUGUGAAGGAAUAUAUGGACAAAAAGGAACGAAACAAAUCUGCAAAAGCUGUAAAGCCUAAGCUUUCUGACAUCCUUGCAAGGAGAAAGCCUACCAGUCCAAUCAAGCCUACCAGUCCAAUCAAGCCUGUAAGAAGUCCGGGGAAAAUUUCAAAGAAUGUGAUGCCUGUAACUGCAGGAGGUUUGAAAAGGUUCAAGUGUCGAUUGUGUGAUUAUAUGGCCUUGACAAAGAACAGCGUUGGCACACACGUUUUCAAAGUUCAUAACAACUCUGGAACGAAAACAACCACAGUCACAACAAAUUCUCCAAAAUCGUUAGUUCCUGAUUAUUUCACAUGCAAGUUUUGUAAAUUCAAGACACAUCUGCUGGAGUUAUUGAAAUCUCAUUACAAGCAUAAGCAUCCGCUGGAGACCAUGGAUGAACCAGAUGUAGUGCAAGAGAAUAACAUCGAAAGUGGAGAUGAAGGUGGUGAUGAUUUUGAUGAUGAUUUUACACCUGAUACUUUUCAAAAAUGGCCACUUCUACAUUCUGAGAAGGAAAAUUGUGAGGACGGUAACCAAAAUUCAGAAAGUGCUCAUUCUGAACCUGCAAAGGAGCAUGACCAAAAUGAAAGGGAGUCUUCUCUAAUGAGCAUGGAAGAAGCAAGAGUGGUUCUUGAAAAAGUUGAUGUUGGGGACAAAGUUGUCAGUGAUAUUUCAGAGAGAGUAAAGUUAAAAAAGCGAAAAGAAACAUGUCUAGAGGAAAAUGCAGAAGUACAACCUGCUAAAAAACCGAAGACACUAGAAUCAGAACCUAGACAUGUGUCUUACAAGUGUCCCAAGUGUAGCUUUGUGGAUUGCAGUAAGACCAAGGGAGUGCUACAUCUGAAAAUUGAGCAUAAUGUGAGUAAACUAAUGCAUUGUGCUUAUUGUUCAGCUCCUUACAUUACAGAAGACUCACUGAAAAGCCACAGCCGAUUUCUCCACAAAGGAAAGGAGAUUUUGUAUGAAGACAUUCCUCUGGAAAGUCUACUUCAAGAAGUUACAGGUUCCCAACCUUCUGAGGUGGCUCCUGGUAUUGAUGACAGUCACUCUUCAGGGAAGUCUUCUAAUGCUGCCCAGAAAAAGUCUGCACUUCCAGAAGGAUCUUCAGAGUCUGAUCAAGCUCCAAAUCCAACAAAGUCAUCGGAACCUCAAAAGGACGAAAUUUCUCCAGAAUUGAAAGAUUCAAAGAAAACUCAGCAUCGUGCUGAAGUAUCAAAUAUUUCUUCAAAGGACUCUUCUAAAGAUGUAUCUAGAGACUCUAAAACUGCCACAACAAAGUCAUCAAAACCUCUAAAGGACAAAAUUUCUCCAGAAGUAAAAGAUUCAAAGAAAGCUCAGCAUCGUCCUGAAGUAUCAAAUAUUUCUUCAAAGGACUCUUCUAAAGAUGUAUCUAGAGACUCUAAAACUGCCACAACAAAGUCAUCAAAACCUCUAAAGGACAAAAUUUCUCCAGAAUUGAAAGAUUCAAAGAAAACUCAGCAUCGUGCUGAAGCAUCAAAUAGUUCUUCAAAGGACUCUACUAAAGAUGUAUCUAGAGACUCUAAAACUGCCACAAACGAUAGUGAUCCUGAGGAGUCCAUGUAUGCAGCACUUGUGCCGAGCAGUCCCGAUAAUAGUGACCAUGAAGAGAGAGUAUAUUACAAAUAUGUGUGUGUUUACUGUGAUAUCUACAGGAAUAGGAAGUCUGACAUUAAGACACAUCUUGCCAAGCAUUGUGUGGAGAGACUUCAUGGGAAUAAAAUUCCUGAAGCUGAAGCUGCCAGACAAAAAAUCAAAAAGAAGGUACGGGAUAUUAUUCCCAUAUGUGUUGAGCGUGCCAACAAUAAAAAGAUCAAGAUUUCCUCACAGACUGAAACAAGCAAACCAGAUGCUUCCAGUACAGUAUCAGAGGCUGAAACUCCGAGACAAUCAACAGUACAACAAAAACGUGAAGUUAAUUAUGAGAACAAGGCUUCAAAGUGCAAAGGAGACAUUGAGUCCGAGUCCGAUUCUGAUUCCAUAAUUGUGAUGAAACCUGCUAAAAAGAAAAGACGAAGGAUAAAGCCUGUGAUCUCAUCGUCGGAUGAAGAUGAACCCAGCAGAGCAUGCAAAGAAAAGAAGGUGAAAACUACCUCUCAAUCCAUCAGAAUCUACUGCUGUCACCUCUGUCGGUACAAGGUGGGAUCCCUCUACAAGUUCCGCAGCCAUCUUGCUUCACAUGGCAGUUUCAAGCACCUCAACCCAGACAUGUCCCUGGGUCUGUUAUUGAAAUGUGGUUUCUGCGGAUAUCAGGCCGUGGACAAGGAGAGCUUCAGCCAACAUGUUGAGGAACAUCUGGAUGGACGAAUCUACAAGUGUGGCUACUGCAAGUACGACAGUUACCACUGCAAGAACAUGAGGUCCCACUUAAAGAACAAACAUCGACACAAGCCGGAGAAAAUUAUAGAUCUUCGAAUCUCCAUGAAUGAAAGAGCUCUUCGGCCUUCCGGAAAGCCCGAGUUAGUCAAUCUGGAUCCCACUGUGAUGGUGGCAGACGUCUUUAUGAUCAAGGAUUUUGCACGGCUGCUGAAAGAGCAGGGAGUGAGGACUGUGGACAUGGAUGAAGCCAUGAAGGAUGUGGUUUUAGGUGAACCAGGGCAGAUGAUUGAAGUGAUGGACGUGGAGAUAGCGGACUUCAGUGAUGAGGAGGACUCUAACAGUGAUGAUGAGUACAGGGUUGAUGAUGAUGCUGGAGGUAUAACAAUUUCUUCCGAAGGAUCAGAUGUCCCUCUUGGGGAUUUGGAGUUUGAUGAUGUUAGUGAUGAUGAUUUAUAUAAAAUGGCUCCUUCUCCAACAGAUUGAGAGUCGGACGUGUGGGAGUGGAGCUUGAGGAUCUUUUUGCUAAAGACCUGUUUGUGGCUCUAAACGACAAAGUGCAUUACCUUCCUCAAAACAAACUGUGCUACGGACUGAUAGUUUGAUAUUGUCAGUGUUUGGCUGGGAUAUUUACGAAAAUAUGUCAGUUUGUUCUCAAAGAUGUUUGAACAAGUAACAUUUCAUCAGCCUCACUCGCCAUGUCGCAUGCUGGGUGUUGCAGGUCCUGUAACAUUCCUGUAUCAGGAAACAUUUGUAUAUGUCGCAAACAGAAAUCCCAGCUCAGCAGCUUAUUUGUUGGUUUUCUGAGUUUAAUCAAAUAUUUUAAACAGGUGAGACGCCACUCAGUGUGAAGAACUGACAGACUUCAUUUCCAUUCAGCCAUAUAUCACUGUGGCUUCUAUAGCAUAAACCAUACUCACUCACUUACUUAUUCCAAGGCUUUAGAAGCCACAGUGACAAAGCAUGCAAAGUAUUUUAUCUCACCUCACACAUAAAUGUCGCUUUCUGAUUGGCUGAGAGCUCUUCUAUUAUUUUCAAUGUACCCUGCUGUCAAUGGCAACUCAUUUGGUACUUUGUGGUAG
Molecule: messenger RNA, 8720 nt
Organism: Haliotis rubra (blacklip abalone)
Lineage: Eukaryota; Metazoa; Mollusca; Gastropoda; Lepetellida; Haliotidae
Exons: 3
Coding region: 1-8124 (2707 amino acids)
Biological process (GO): regulation of transcription by RNA polymerase II
Cellular component (GO): nucleus
Molecular function (GO): RNA polymerase II transcription regulatory region sequence-specific DNA binding; DNA-binding transcription factor activity, RNA polymerase II-specific
Source: RefSeq, a predicted model, not a curated record